Molecule: messenger RNA, 733 nt
Organism: Scheffersomyces amazonensis
Lineage: Eukaryota; Fungi; Ascomycota; Pichiomycetes; Serinales; Debaryomycetaceae
Exons: 1
Coding region: 278-733 (151 amino acids)
Source: RefSeq, a predicted model, not a curated record
UUUUAAUUUUUCGUAUCAUUGACCUGCAAUUUUCGUACUAGUGGUAAAUCUAUUCUUCAAACCGAUUAAAAUAUAUUCAUACCACAAUUUUUAUUUUCAUAGCAAAUAGCAAAUAGACUCAUAUCAAUUAGAUCACAGUUAGUUGUUAUUGAAUCUUAAAGCUACAUACCGCUACUGUAUGGAGUCAGCACCUGUUGGAUCAAAUUGACCGAAAUUAGUGAGCAAAAAAAAUGCUCUAUGUGAUUAACUCCUGUUAAAGAAACAAAAGGUUAAUAUAAUGAACUUCAAAGCAGAAGAAUUGGCCAAUGGAUAUAUAGAUGGACUAGGGAAUAGGUUCGACUUGGAACCUGACCUGAUGUCUGUAGAGUAUGAGACAUCACCUUUAAAGAAUUGUUUUAGUUACAUUGAUUUUAAAAGAAUAAACGGAUUUCCUGAUAUGGAAGUUGAUCAACUCUCUGUAGAUGAGCAGGAAAAUGAAAUAGAAAUCGAUACAAUUUCCGAGGACCAACGUAAUAAUAAUGGAAGAGGACCCAACAAGUAUUACUCUGAGAAAGUAAGAGUGAGAUUUUGGCACAUGGUGAUUGAAGAAGGGUGCUCAGCAUAUAAAGCUGCGAAAAUCAACGAUAUUAGUUUACAAACAGCUUAUACUUGGAAAAGAAAUUGGAAUAAACAAGUAUUUAAGAAUUUGAAUGGUAUUUACAAAACUCCAAAGAAACGUGGACGUAAAACGUAA